This is a messenger RNA of Xyrichtys novacula (pearly razorfish), 25047 nucleotides long. Lineage: Eukaryota; Metazoa; Chordata; Actinopteri; Labriformes; Labridae. The record is from the annotation of a GenBank genome assembly.
AUCCUUGCGCACGUUACCUACCCACGAUGCAGCGCGGUUGCAUACAACAUAGCCAUCUUGUCAAGAGACUGACUGAGGGAAGUAACUGUUGGCGCUGUUGGGAGACAAAUUUAUCGAAAAGCUGUGAAAUUCAAGAGGCUGUCCAUCCCUCGAGUGAAAAGCGAGGCUCGCUACCGAAUGACUGUGAGCUGGUGGAGUGAGCCGCUUCAAAGGACUGCUUUCGAGAAGAUGUCUCACAUACUUGUUCCGACGUAGGGGGAGUGUGCAGCAGCCAGUUGGCUUGUCUUGCUAGCUAGCUCGGUGAGUGGAGGGCUGUGGGCCCUCCUCAGCCUGAAGUAGCUCCCAUAGCUGGACGACACGCUCUGCGACAGCGACCAUUUGACAACCGGGACACAAGCUGGUAGGUCUGCUGUGACCAAGGGCUGAAAAGAGUGGGCUGCUGGUGUUGGUGUCAAAAGCCGCAUUGCUGGACGAGACGAAGUGUGGCGUUGCGUUAUGAGCCCAUGAAACGCAACAGGAGACCGAGGGAGGAAGAGGGAUGGCGUAGAUUCAUCCUGACCACAGUUAGCAAGUCAAAGUGUUUCUUUUAAUACAAUAUGAGUUGUUAAAAGCUGCGUCUCUUUCUGACGGAGGAUACACAGAGCCAUACGGGACUUAGAAACAGGCUGUCAAUAUGUCGAAAAUGCCGGCCAAGAAAAAGAGCUGUUUCCAGAUCACCAGUGUGACUCAGGCCCAGGUGGCGGCUAUAGGUGCCACGGACGACACGGAGAGUCUGGAGGACCCGGACGAGUCCCGGACUGAAGAUGUGUCGUCGGAAAUUUACGACAUGUCUCGUGCUGAGUACGAGCCUGCGUGCGAUAGGAGUUCAUCCGAAGAAGCCCUGAAUAAUGUCGGAGACCCAGAGGCGACCGGUGUCAUGGCUCCUCCACACAUACCUCAACCCGGCCAGUUGCCCGCGCUGUCCAGUAAUCCCGUCGGGGAGUUUCGGAAAGUGGGAGUGUCGGCUCAAGCCGGUCAGCAGCCACAGGGGAUCGGCGUUACAAGUGGUUUACCCCUCUCCACUCAGCCUGGAGCAGUGCAGCAACACUCUGUAAACACAACCCAACCUGCUGCUGCAGUGACCAGUAACGCAGCCCCCCCUCCUGCCACCUCCACGGCGAGUUGUACUUCACGCUUCAGGGUCAUCAAACUCGAUCAUGGUACCGGAGAACCCUUCAGAAGAGGCAGGUGGACAUGCACGGAGUUUUAUGAGAAGGACUCUGAGAGCUCUGCUGUCAGCAAGAAUGUAGAUAAUAUCAGACAUGCCAAUGCUGCAGCAGUGGAUCCUGGUGCAGACAGAGACAGUGGGCUUGGGCUUACAGGAGGAUCUGUGGUUGCCCCGGCAACGUUCUCAGGUCAGGGCAUGGGUUCAUUGGCUGAUGCUUCUGCCACAUCAUCCCGCAUGCAAUCAGUGGAUACACUAUCACAGCAGCUCCACCAACAGAACUUCAGUACCAGGCAGCAGGGUGUGAGCGGGUCGACCACACAAAGUGCUUUCUCCAGCAGCAAGCCCACAGCGCUCCUCUCUCAGCCAACAGUGGGAGGUCUCCAGCCUCCUGCCCCCCAGACUGUGCUGCCCGGUGGACAAAACGGCCUGCUUCAAUCUGGUGUCACUAUACAGAAGUCCCCCAUCAUGCCCCCCUCAGCCCAACCCAUCUCUUACCCUCCUCAGCAGCAGCUUCCUCUGGGUCAUCACCUACAGAACCAGACAGAGUACUAUCAGCAGCAGCAGCCAGUUCUUGGUGCUGGCCAGGGCCUCCCGGUGUCCAGCCUGCCUGCAGGGCCCUCUUCAGUGUUGCCUCGAGCCUCUGGGGGUACGCCUGUACCUGGUCAGGCUGGAGAUGCUGUAGGAGUAGCAGGUGGAUCCCUACCUUCGGGACAGCCAGCCCAAGGCCUGUUGCAGCAGCAGCAGACCGGAGGAAUGGGAGGUGUGGGGGGCUCCAUAGUGGUCGGUGGACCCACGUAUGCAGCCGCUGGACAGCCUCAACCCCUCGGCCUCCACCCUACAUCCUCCGGCUUACAAAAUGUGCCUGCCAUCGCAGCGAGCUCGAGUGUGCCCACCACUGUGCCUGCUGCUGUGUCCAGUGCCUCCAGUGCAGCCAUGCCAAAUGUGACAGCCUCCACUUUGCCUCCUGGUCAGUUUGCCCUCAGCAAGGCUUCAGUGGGUGUCGGGAUGCAGGGCCUCCCAGGAGCUGGAUUCGGACUCGCAGAGGGUGGAGGAGGGAAAUCAGAGGGUCUCGUCAACGCACAAUCUCCUGUUGUCUCUGGGAAGGAAGUAGCAAAGCCCCUCAUGCCUGAGGGCCUGCAGCUCGCCACACCGACAGUCAACAGCCUGUUUGGUAUCCACAUACCUGUCGACGGGGAGGUGGACAGGUAACAGCCAAUAGGGAUUAAUGUUACGUGUUUAACUAUUGUCACCAUGCCUCAGUGACAGAGUUCAUGACACAAACACACAUACAGGCAGUCCCUUAUUGUGUCUAUUUCAGGGAACAGCUGAUUACAUCUGGUGUUUUUAGUUUCCAGUUUCUCUGACCACAACAGUGUUGGAAGCUGCAGCAGAGGCUGUGAGUGUUUAUGCGCCGGUCAUUUGGUUUUGUCAGAUGAACAAACAGGCUUUAUUUUCUGCAGAGGUACGGCAGGGAGGGGGCUGUGGAGAAGGAAGAGCUUUGUGGCACACAGGAAGGAAAUUUAAUGUUUGUUGUUUCUCAUUAGGGCCCAAAGAAGUAAGCCGAGUGUAGCACAGCUCAGUGGAGAACUCCUAUUGCUUCCACUGUAUAGGCACACAACACUUGUUAAACACACACAUGAUGCCUGUAAUGCUGUCAGCUUGUGUGUGUAAAGGUGUGUAUUUGAAUUGUGUGCUUGGAGGCUUUUUGUAAGCUCUCGCCCCCUCAGGAUAGUGUCAGAGGUAAAGACACUGGCUGCAAACAUCAAAAAUGUGUUGCUCCUGUGCACAGAGCAAGCUGCUGUGUUCAUGUCAAGCUCGUCCAGACUCAUGUGCUGCGAGUCUGACACUUUAGUAAGUCGGUUCCUGCUCCAGAAAAAACUUUCUAAUACAAACAAAGUUCAGACUGUUGCUGAAUUUAUGAUUUGAUCAUUUCAACUGUGAGCACCAGAAGGUUUUCCUCUGGAGUGUGUCUGCAGAGGAAUGAAUUGAUAGAAAUGUGAUUAGUUUUCAUCAUGGCUGCUGUUCUUCUGAAUGAACCUUUCAGCCGCUCAGAAAACCUCCUUACAAAUGAAUAGAGCCCCUAACAGAUGUCAUGGUUGAGUUUCAACACCUUCAGCAACAGUUAGUAUAACACAUGGUUGUGACUGUUUUCUUGUACAUGUAGCUCGUGAAGAAAAAUAUUAUUCUUUUUAUGAGUUAUAUCAUCGCAUAUGUUUCCCUCCAAAUGUAAUCUUUACUCUCGCUGCCUGAGCAAAGCGAUUUGUUUCACCUUUAGUAGAUGGCACGCAUGAGCGGAAAUGAUGCAGUGCCUUAUGUCUCUGUGGUUUCCACUUACAGUCUCACAGAGAGAUCAGACAGGGUCUGCACCCUGCACUGCACUGCCUCUAUAGCUUUGAAAAUUUGUGAACUACUCUGUCUUUUUUUUCAUGUCAGGGAAGCUGCUCAGUUUCUCAUCACAUCUUUAAUCCUUUCUCUCUGUGUCAUUCAACAGCCGAACUGCCUGGUAGUAGCUUUACACACACCUCGUGUGAUAUCUUGCUGGUUAUAAAGACUGAGGGUUGAGGCCUUUAUACUAUGCCUAGCUAGUGUCUGAAUCCACUUUAUAUUGUCAAAGUCCAUCCUGUAGUCAAAAAUAAGAGUCUCACCUCAAUCAUAUUAAUAAUUCAACAGAAAAGAGUUGAUAUUCCUGGAUUUUGUGUACUAUUUCUGUGGUUGUACUUGUGUUUUGGAGGUAAUCAUGCUCCAAGGUUUAGAGCUGCUGUUUGCACGAGGCUGUGGAGGUUGUAAACUAUAUGUUUGUGUGUGUGUAUGGUUUUUAGAAAGUUUUGCUGCAGGCUCUGUUCGACAACCUGGAUUUAAGAUGAAUUAGGGGUGAAAUGACACCCUUCAAAAAGUCGAGCAGAAAAGGUCAAGUCCAGCUGGUACUGUUUGCAAUAAAGCCGUGGAUGUACUCGAUGUUUAUGGAUGCAAUGUUACAGAGUUUUUGAAAUUCCUAACCGUGUCAAAUGAGAUUGGGGGAUCGAGCGCUGUAAUAGCCUGCUUGAGUUGUGUCACAGCUUCCACUGUCGAUCAUGUUGAUAAGCAAGUCAAAUCAAUAGGUCAAAUACAUAUGAAGAAUCCUGUCAUCUUUACAACACAGGCAAACAUCUGCCCUCUCACCUUUCGCAUUAGUUUUUUGCUGUUUCUCUCUCUCUCUCUCCCUCCCUCCCUUUCUCCCUCUUUGUCUCUCUCUCUCUGCCCCCCUCCCCUAACUCCCCCACACCUUCCUCACAUGGGAGAGAUUAUGGAGGAGUUAUUUCAUUCCUUUAAAAGGUGCCAAAAUUGUUAGGCAGGCAGUCUAAAAAAAAAAAAGAAAGAAAGAAACCACCCAAGCACCUGGUUGAGAUGAUUUAAACUUCUUUCAGGUUCACAUGUUCCUGACAUGAUCUUAGUUUGUUUGUAAAAGAAAAAAAACUUGACUGAAGAUUGGACUUAUUUAGAUCAUUAUUCAUGUUGAUGACAAUGACACAGACUUGAAGCUGUGUGUGUUUGGUUUACCCAUGUAGAGAGGGCCCGGCUCACAGGCAGAUAAGGCCUGGGGUCUCUUACGACAGCCGAGCCCAUAUCAGACAUUGAGCAGUAGUCUUUCCACUGUGCCCCCUUUCUGCCGAUAAGAGGCCUGACAGUGGGGUGUGUCGAACAACUGUGCUAUGUGUCACGUAGUAGUCUUUUUUCUUUUGCAACACAGCAAGGUACUCUAUGAAGCCCUGGUACCUUUGGAUGUGAUCAAACACUUGACCAGUGUGUCGUUCCGUUGCACACCACUCCUGGAUGAGCUUUGGGCGCGCUGAACCAGCAGCGCAGGGCUGUGGUUGACUUUGCAGCUCAGUUUUUAUUACUAGUGCAGCAUCAGCGCGGUUGCUCCUUUUGUACCUGCUGCUGCCCCACAGACUGAGUGACAGAUGAGGCACAGCAGUUGUUCAUAUACAGAUGAAGUGUUGAAUGACAUUCCUGUGCAGCAGCAACUGUGGUAUGCUCAGAAGACGUAGCAGAAGACGCAGCAGCGGAGGGGAAACUUGUUAUGCCUCACUUCAGCAGGCAUUUUAGCUAUGCUUAUGUCGAUACAUCCCCCAAAGCCCCCUUCCUCCCUCCCCGGCUCUAUUUUGACUCUUGCCUAAUUUCUGCAUUUCUACUAUGCUUAUUUAUCUUGCUUGUUAUUACUCCACACACCAUAGAACAAAAACACUUAGAUUUUCUCCUCAAACAGACUUUUUCAGUAGCUACUAUCUAUAAUCUGUGUUACACAGAAAGAUAUUAUACGUGCAAACACCCACUCAAUGUUUUGACACUGCUUGCACAACCUGAAAAGCUCUCUUGGCCAUUUGGAAGGCUCUAAUGUUUGUCCCUGUCCUCCUCCACCCUGUAGUUUUCCCUGCAAGUAAUUAAAGCACAACACUGGAGAUAUAGACUGUGAGGUUGAAGAUGUUGUUCUCAUACUCCGAAUAUGAUUCGUUCAGCCUAAUGUUUCCCAGAUGGCUUCAACGACUGAAGGCGUAAAACAACAUUUGCUUGAUUGUAGUCAUGUCUUGGUUGCAUUCACAGAGUGGACGUUUGUGUUUUUAAAGAAUCAUUUGCAUAAAUGAAUGGAAUCUGCAGUGUGUGUGUGUGUGUGUGUGUGUGUGUGUGUGUGUGUGUGUGUGUGUGUGUGUGUGUGUGUGUGUGUGUGUGUGUGUGUGUGUAACUGAACUCCUGCUGAGGACGUAUGGUUUAUUGUCCUCAUAGAGGGAGCUUAUGUAAAAUCAGACUCCUCAGGAGGUAAGAGAGGGGAGGGGAGUCCUGGCCAGCGUUACUGCCACUGUGAAUCGAGCGCCUGUGUCUGUGUGGGUGGAUGAGGGGUGUGUCUUUAAAAGGGGAUGGGUUGCACAAGUAUCCAUGUUGGGGGUGGGGGCCGUUCACUGAGGAACUGAGCCAUUACUUUAGGACUAAUUCGCCAUACACACUCACAGCGUAUUCAUUACUAGUAGUCACUGUGGAAGUGGUGGGUGCACAUGUGAGAUAGAGACACAGAGACGACAUGUUCCACAGGGUUUUUCCCUCCCCUCUGUGACCUCUGCUUUACUGCUGUAUCCUGUUUUCAGCCAGAGUCCCUAACACCGCUCUCCACCUUCUAUUCAUCUAAUAUUCCUCAGCUCUCUACCAGCUUCCGCACUGGGGCUCUCUGCUCAUAUCAUAUGACAUUUGGUGGGCACAUUUUUAUCCAGCUGCAAAGAGCUGAGCGGCAGCACCUCCAGUAUUUGUGAAGAAGCACUUCUAUCACUCAGACCUGCACACUCUUUGUUCAAAUACUAUUUCUUCUGCGGCGCUGCUUGAAAUUCUGUCAGUAUGAAGCAUGUGACCAUGAGUUUGACCAAUAUGCGUUUUUAUUGACCAAAACAAACAAACAAACCAUCCUGUUAGUGUCACUUUGUUAUAAAAAAAAGUUAUUUAAAAAAAAAAAAAAAAUAUAUAUAUAUAUAUAUAUAUAUAUAUAUAUAUAUAUAUAUAUAUACUGUAGGCUACUGCUCUUCACGCCGACAGGAAGAUCGACCGAUCAAACUUGGACCAGAAAAGCGUUUUCAACUACCCGCCGCCGAUCGGUGCCUCCACGUCAUAACUCAAGUUACACAUUUCCAGUCCGGUCUCAUCUGGAGACAUGCAGCUGCCUCACUAAGAGAAGUAGCUCGAUCAUGUAAUGUGUACUGUUUUUUAUUCUACCGUUACUGGCACGGCUAACAGUGUAGCAAGGCUAAAAGCAGGUGGCUAACUCUAACUUUAACUUGCAUAUUACAUGGUGCUUCACCGUUAACUCGGCGUGACCAAGACCAGCACAGCGGGGACCACUCUCCUCCGCGCGUCCCUGAGCUGCCUGCUUCAGAUCCAUCACUCUGCUGUUCUGUGAGGUAGUUAGUGGAUGAAGAUUGUCAUGAGGUCGCUGCGCCAUCUACUGGAUAAGUCGGAGGAUCUUUUCAAAUGGCGGAACAUUUUCGAAGUGAAACCGAAUCUUAUUCUCCGCAUUUUAUUUCUGAAAAUAUCGUUGAAAAUCGGCAAGUUUUAGCCGAUUACCGAUUAGUCUCAAACAGGCUAAAAUUGUCCGAUUUAAUCGGCUCUGCCCUACUUAUGAUGCAGAUGAACUCACAAUGUGAAUCAAGCUACUUCACAGAAAAUGUAGAACGUAAAAUGCCGAAUCUGGAUUUAUCAAACUUCAUAAAAGGCUGCUCAUCUUUAGAUAUGUGUAACAUCUUUAUAUAUAGUCCGCCAGUGCUAGUAACGACCACUCAUACAGAUCUACAGACAGCCUUAAGAGCACAGUGACACAAAAAAAAAUGAUAAUGUAAAUUAUAAACCUAAAAUUCAGCACAUAUCUGAAAACAUUUAGCUGCCUACUGCUUAUGUAUGUAUAAGGACAAAUUCAUGUUGGUCGAAAAUAUUAGCAAAGAGAUAAAUCAGUGAGGCUUCAUUUCAGAGUUUGAUCCGUGUUUCGGUCAAAGGUGUUAGGACUGCAUUGUAGGGAAAUUAGCCAGUAAAGUAAAAUAAAAUGAUGUUGUGCCUGUUUUAGAUGAAUACCAUAAAUUCUUUGUAACUACCCUUUAAAGUUGCAGCGUAAUCCCUUUGACUUUAACUUGCCUGUUGAUCUUUUCAGCUGUUGUGAAUUCUUGAACCUCUGACUGUGUACUUUUUCGUGUUUCUGUGUACACAUGUGUACUUGUUCAUCCUGCAUGACCCCGGCCUCCUUUCAGCCUCUGAGCUGUUUUCAAAAAGACAGAUGGAUUGUUCAGGUUGGACUCACUGUACUAGUCAGUAUAUCUGUAGGCUUUACGUCAGUCAUCACCUCCACCUCAGGUAUGGAGGUUCUCCAUUGUUCCAACUUGCAGAAAAAUGUCACCAGUUAAGCACAGAGUUGAUGAUAGUUGUUUAACUGGAGAUGUGCUUCAAAGCCAAGCUGAGAACAUGCUGAUCACCUUGUGUUUUGGAAAUAGUUCUCAUGUGACAAAGACUCAAUAUUUUACUCAAAUAUUACUCCAAAUGAUCCAUUCAUUAAUUUUUUAAAUCAAAAUGAAAAUUUCUACAAAUAAAUUCAGUUUACAAAUGUUUGUCGUCAUGACACAGCCAGUUAACUCUAACUAUAUUCUCAUGCAAACAAUUAAUAAUGCAUAAUGGAGGAAAAAUAAUAUUUUUGGCACAACGAACUUUAAACUCAGGAUCAUAAGUGUAUGGAAAGGAGUCAUAAAGUGCUCUCUAGCUCUCUGCUUAUAUCGCAUCAUGGAACUAUUAAAGGCCUGUCUGUAUAUUUUUUUUCUGUUUUGUAGUUUUUUAAUCCUCAACAUUCUCCUUUUUUUUCCAAAUCAUGGGGCCUACAUUACCCACAGUUCACAUUUUACUGUGGCCACCACGCUUCAUUUCCAGAAUGUAAAGUGUUAAGGCAGUAGGACCUUGUGUAUCUAGUAGCUGGUAGCCUCAGGCACUCAUGAGGGGCAGGCUGCAGAGGUCUGUUAACUAUGCUCUUUCAUAUGAAUACGUAUCUAUAAUUUAGCCGAAGUUCUUUAUUCAGGUUUGCUGCCUUAAGCCAAAUCUGACACUGACUUCAGUGACACUACUUCUGUCAAGUUUCUUUCAGUCGGCCUUGAAGCUUUAAAGUGGUUGAAUCAUCUUCAUUCACAUGUGCAGCAGCACUCUCAAGUACCUCAACACAACUUUUAUGCAUAACAGAAGUGGAGUUUUUCUUGAACCAACUUUGGCAUUGAACACAUGAUUUAAAUCAUUUAAAGCUCUGGUUUAUUUUCUCUCAGUGCUUGACCUGCUUCUGUCAUUAUCUCAUAUUUUUGUGGGUUUUUUUGAAGUUGGCAGCGUGACUAAUGCUGGUUUGUUGCUGGGCCUUCUUGUUAGUUUUGAUACCGUGAUUUUUGUUGAAAAAUAAAGCUGCUUCUGUUUCUGCUUUGAUAGCUCAUGGAAGCUCAUUGGAGAAGGAACCUUUCUGAAGGACUGUGACCUGGUAUCAAAAAGUUGAACUGCCUGUUGGUUCCUGCAGUGGUAGUCCUAAGUCUUCAGUGUCUUGUCACUAACCUAUGUGGGUUUGAUGUUAGCACCAAACUCACAAUCUCUUCAGUCGGCGUUUCUGUAAUCAUGGAGUGGCUCCUGCUCCUCUGUGCUUCAUCUCCCCACUGAAAGAAACUCCCAUAGGGCAGCAGAAAUCUAAAUAGUUCUGACCUACUUUUGCUCUGAGGCAGAUGAUGGAUGGUGCAGAGAACCUGAGGUCUUACGAGCACCAACACUGAGUGUUUUCAACACAUUCUUUCUGCCUUUCUUUGCCCCCCCAAGUCUCUCAAUUACCCCACAUGUCUAUCUACUGCUGCUUGCGUCUUGACUGGUUCCAGUUAAGUCCCUCUACUCCAAGUCAUACUGAAGCUUUGUUACAUGCUGUAGAAAAGCAUGGGAGGGUUUACACUGGAAAUGGCUUUUCACUGUCUUAUCACUAACUACUUCUUUAGCACUUGAAGCAGGGUUUCACUUGCCCAACCUGCAGGCAAGAUUAAAAGUAUCUGCCCUAAGGCCUCCAGAACACCUUCACAUACAAAGUGAAAUCCAUUCUAACACUUACACUCUUCUCUGUACUUUCCUUUUAUAUCUUUUCUUGCACUUUUACUCCCACUUCUUUCUGUCACAUAAGGUCACCGUGGUUUUUCUCGUGCUCAAUGAGUUAGCAGGGUUAUUAAGAGGUUCAGCACCAUGAAACUCAACCUUUGACGCGGCUUUUGGUUUGAUGUGCAGGCACGUUGCAGGAAAACCAUGUGUCAUGCUCCAGCUAGAUGUGUGACAUCAGCUAGCAAGAAUGCUCCGAAAGGUUAUUUCUGUCUGCUGCCAGGUCAGAUUUUUUGGUUUGGGGCAGUGUGGGACAAAGCAUGAGUGUGUUCAAGUGCUGUUUUUGUUUCAGGUUAGGUCAAGAGCUUUCAAAGAGAGGCGAAGAAAAAGAGAAGGAAAGUUAGUCUCUUUCUUCUUCCUCUUCUCUUGAUACUCUGUGUUUAUGGGGGAGACCACACUUUCACUGCCUCUGACUGAGCACAUCAACAAGCUGGUUCACAAAGACAGGCUUUCAAAGAUGGAUAUUAACGUGUUACAUAUUAGAGCUACAAAGAGAGCCUUUGAGAGCUGAGCGUGUGCUACUUGAAAACAGGGAAUGAUGACUCCUCCACUUCUUAACUCACUCAUGAAGGGGUCGCUGGACUGACUCCCAAGUCAUCUGACCCCCAUAAGCACCAACCAUAGCUGCAUGGUCACACUUUAAGCCGUGUUGAAAAACGGCAUUUUUCUGGAGAGGUGUGUGCUCCCCGCAUGUGUGCGCAUGUGUUGGUUUUCCCUGCACCAUGUCCCGCAAAAGUCAAAUGAAGCAGAGGCAUAGGGGGAGGUUUGUGAGAGUGUUUAGCUGUGAGGUAAUGUGACAAAGCGAGUUUGUGCCAGAGAUUUCUAGGAAAAGCGCUCUGGCUGCUAUGAUAUUCACACACAUGCUGCAAAUCAACUCGUCGUUCCCCUGUGUGGGGUGUGUGUACAUUCAUGUCAGUGUGCGUUUACAUUUGUGUGAAUGUGGGAGGGAAGCAGUUAGUUUUGAGAUGCACGCGCCUGGAGUAGAUUAAAUGAGUGUGUGUUUUUGUCUUUGUGUGUGUGUGUGUGUGAAGGGUCAGCAUGGGGAUUUCCUUUCCCCUUCCCCGAAUAUACAUCCCUUGGCAUGGAACAAAGUGUGCUUGUAGUAGAUUGCCAGUAACUUUGAAGGUGAUUUUGAAAGCUCAAUCCCAUAACACGACGAAGAUUGAACCACAGAAAUUCACUGAAUUUCCCCUGAAGCCUUUGAAAGAAGUAUUUCUACCUCCACAGCUGAUAAGGUGUUUACUUUCUCUGCCGAAACAAAGAGGUCAAGUCACCUCCUUUCGUCCUGUGUGUUUGGUAUCAAGGAAAACAAACCCAGCCCGAGUGGUGGCCGGCGUGCUGUAGGUGAAUGGCCUGAGGGAGGCCCUCACAGUUUACGAGGCUGUCCCCACCUUUGAACAUACAUUCCAGCAUUGAGGUCAAGACUCCCUUUCUCCUGCAGCCUUUUUUAGCUUUACUCUGCCUGUAUGUCCCAUGUGUUUCAAGGAAAGCUCAGUCCUCUGGACUGCCAAGUGAACAGCACGGUAUGAAGCACGGGGUUUUAUGAGGGCACAUCGAAUUGCGUAAGAAAACAUUUCUAGGAAGCAAACUUUGGUCUGCUUUAACUGUUUCAACUCCUCCAUCUUUCUGUCUUCUCUUUCCUUUUUUUCCCUCAUUGUGGUUACUGCAGGAAUCCCUCCAAGGCUUUCUACCAGGCCUUCCAGUCUGGCAGCAGAUUAAGGGACUCAAAGGCCCACAGUGAUAGGUACAGUACGUUACUGGCUUGGACUGGACAGGCUGCAGAGUGUAACAUGUGUGCAGUGUUGAGUAGCAGCAAGCUUUGCUUUCUUCACGUGCAUGGAUUAAGUUUGGAAACAAAGCUUAGCAGAAGCAAAUUCAGAAUUGGCUGAUUGAUUUGUCACCGAUAUAGACUGAUCUUGAAUUACUCGCAGCUUCUGCAUCUGGUGCUUUCUUUAACAAGCUCUUCUUACAAAGACUCUGGCUGGUUUGUUGUGUUACUUUUAUAACAUAGAACAAUAUCAUCUUACCUAACAGCUCAAUUGCUGCUGUUACAAACACAUUUACAGUGUUCAACAUGAUAAGCAACCGGGGCUGUUAGAUGUGUGUUUAGCUGUAUGUUGUUUUUUUUAUAUAUAUAUGGACAAAACUAUGUUGUCUUUAAAAAAACACAACUUAUGACGUAUAAGAAGAAUACAAAUGUCAUGAUGCAGCAUGAUGAAGAGUUGAAGGAUGGAUUAAGUGGAGAAAAAUCUGUUCAGAGCACCGUAUCAUUUUCAAAGUAAAUUAUUGGGGUUUUGCAGCAGCAACUUGAUUAUCACAUUGCACAACAAAGUUCAGAGUUCAGAUAUAUAUACAGUGAGAGGCGUCCAUUAAAGUACUUUGUUAGAGAAAUGAGGUUUACUUUUCUCAGUGAACAUGUGAAUAAAAAUGACUGUAUUUGAAGCAGCAGGAGGACUUCAACUUUAGAAAGUUAGAAAAGAUGGCCUCUGGAUGAAACUCGGUGUAACUAUGUGAAAUUGAAACUGUGAAGUGAAAGAAUUCUACAUAACAUUUCACCUCAAUGUUCUGCUGAAGCCUCUGUUUCACUAAAGUGGUGAAAAAUAUUGGUAAAUGAGAAACCGGUUCACAAAAAAUAUUUAAAACAAACAUCAAUGCCACAUUUCUGUCACAUCAUCUGAAAUGUUUGUCAGUGUUUUUAGUCUGCAACAGUACAGUGGCACACACAUGAAGAACGGAUGCUUCUUUCAUCUUUAUGCUCCAGCUACUCAAAGGUGUUGCUGGUGGUGAAAAAGGGCAUUUUGUUUUAUGAACUUAGCGGUCUUAGUUCAAAUUUACAGAACAUUUGGAUAAAAAAAAAACUACUUUUCUUUGUUUUGUUUGAAAAAAAGCGACGUCUUUAAAAACAAAGUUAUUUAAAAAUGAAAACCGAGAAUAUGAAGAACAUGACCCGAUGAAGCAGGAAGUGGCACAGAAGUCGAAAUUUUGCACAGGCACUUUUGGUAAUGAUUAUCCUUCCUGUGAAUUUUCACUUCCUAGUGAGUGAUCUGGCAGAAACAUUUGUUUACAGCCAGCCUGAUCAUCUGACUGCUGGUGUUGUCUGCAGAGUUACAGUCUAUGAAUUCAGUUGUGAUUCGUUUUGUAUAAUUAUGUUUCUAGAAACUGGUCAAAACUAUAAAAACAAUACCAAAGCUUUUGAACUUGCUUCACCUCUACCCCUAACUCUAGCUGCAGUGUGUGUGUGUGUGUGUGUGUGUGUGUACACUUUAUUCUUUAAAUGAAUCCCCAUGUAAUCAGGUGGAGAAAUGGUUGAAUGGUGAAUGUUGAGGAUGAAUCCAGAAGUCCGGUGACAUAAAUAACUCCCCUCACAAUGUGAAGUGACAAACUAAAGUGAGUCAAUAUUUUUAUGAUGCCUUUUACAAAAAUGAAAAAAAGGAAGCACACGAAACCAUAUCUUAGAGACAGGAAAUGAAACCGUAUUUUAGAGAAAUAUAGAGCUGACACACCAUCACUUGUCACCAAAGGACUAAAGAUACUCACACACACACACACACACACACACACACACACAAAAUCAUACACACGUCCUCAUUCAGCCUCUAGGUUUUGGUGUAUAUAAGCGAACAGCUAAGCUCUUACUCCCAGAUGAUAUGAUUUGAAGUUUUUUACUUUGAGCUUCAUCAGAAGAAAAAAACUUCAGCAUAGUAAAGUAGCACACAUACGAUCCCUGUAAAAAAAAGAAAAAAACCAUGGCCUCACGCCUUUUUUUUCUUCUAAUGCUGUUAUGGACACACUGUUCUGCCAAUGGCUGAUUUGUUUCCAUGAAAGCAAGGAAAACUACACCUGUGUUUGAGACUUGUUUGGUGGAUCUCGAGUCUUUCAUAAGGGUGUAACAGAUACAGAUUACAAAUCCCCAGUCAUAGUUCUUGUCAUCUCCUGUGUGUGUGUGUCAGUUAUCUUGCCGUGUGUGCUGGGGGUCAUAUGAGUUGCUCCUCUAACUCAGAUUACUGUGUCUCAGUAUAUUAAAUGCCCUUGUAUUGCUGCUCUGCUCGGGCUUUAGGGACCAACACAGUGAUAUGAGUGUGUGUGUGAGUAAAUAGUGAGUCUGCAUGGCAUAAUGGAAAAACUUUUUUAUCUGGACCGUAUAUGUGUCCCGUUACAGCGACUUGUAUUUUCUGGUUGGGCCCAAAUGACAAUCAACCCUCAUAAUGCAGGAAAAUGUAGUUAUUCCUCAUUUUUGAAGAUAGUUUGGUCAAUAAAAGACAGAAACCUGCGCUCUUGCCUCUCCUCUCACACUCCAUAUUCUGAAACUAACGGACCUCACUUAUUUGUUAUUAUACAUGUUGAAGAUUAUUUCUCCUUUCUCAGUGGAUCACAGUUCAAAUUAAAAAAUGAAAUUGGGUGUAGGUUGGUAUCAUGGAUCCUGAAGAAAGAGUCCUGUUGAUUUUAGUGACUCUUGUCUUUAGGUUAGAGUUUCAGCUACUACUUGCACAGUAAUAUUUAACAAUCAUUAGCAUGCUUACAUGCUUCACAAUCAUCGUACCUGCAAAAAUCCAAAUAUUAGUUUUGCAAUCAACAGUGUAUCAGCAUGAAGAUGUCAAGUUUAGAGGUGAACUGUGUCUAAUUACAACCUUAUAGAGCUGCUAGCAUGGCUUCAGACUCAGUGCUGCUUGAAAGCGUAGAUUCCAUCCAGUGUGUUUUGGUUAUAUUUGGUGAUCAACAGACUCUCAGUUUCAUCAAUUGAAAGAUUAUUUUUGGCCAGUAUGAUUUUGAGAACAUUUUUGGUACAAAAAGACACAUUAGCUCAGUCUUAGUUUUGAGGGUAUACCUGCUGAUAUUUUUCAUUGAGAUGGCACAGAUGUAUUUGAAGGUCUUUAAUCACUAGCUUGAGCAUCAAAAUGGUGUGGAGGCAUUAAUGUGCUACAACCACAGACUGUAAAACAUGGCCACUGUGAUGACAGCUAUUGGUUUCCGUUCUGAAGUUUUGAAGCUCAGUAAUUGCAGUGGCCCUAUUGGGACUUGAUAUAACUUUCAAUCGGCUGAAAUUCUGGCAGAAAGUUGAAUUGAAGAAAACUUAGAGUCCUCUAGCAAACGGCGCCAGUGCAGCUACUUGUCAGUCAUCUCGGCUGUUCCCUACUAAACAUAUUUAACUGUUAGCCUUGCAAACCCAAAACGGAUGAAAAAGUCGCCCCCCUACAGAGUGGGGUUUUCUGGGUUUUUGCAGCAAGCCUCAAAUGGACACUAAAUAGAGAUGGGAUUUAUGGUACUUUGAGGGAGCUGGAUCUUGAGGGGCUGUUCCUUUAAAGAGCUGUUCAGAAGACUGGCUUAUUAUUAUUUUUGUUUAUUUUUAGAAGUCAACUUGGGGUCAUUUUCAUCGCGGAAAUCACUGGUAUUAAUUAUAAGAUACGAUAUUGAUCAGAAUAAAUCAGACUUACACAUCCCAACAAUAUAUACUCUAUUAGUGGGAAUUAUUCCGAAAUAUUGAUUUUAAUUUUAUUUGGUUUGAUAAUUUCAUUGUAAACAUUCCAUAAAGUGGUGCUGUAUCUCCAUGCUCUGUGAGAUCAGUAUUUUAUAUUUUUCCCCCACCAGUAAAAACUAUGCAGACUAUAGAUAACUUCCAUGAAAACAACUUUACUGUAAAAUUUUUCAGUCAAGAACAUUUUAAGAAUACAGGAAAACAUAAAGAAAUAAUAAAUGAGAAAUAAAUAUGUGUAUUAAAAUGUGAAUGCAAAACUGAACUACCCUAUCCUGGUGUUAAGAGCACACAAGUGACACGUGAAGGCAGCGUGGGAAAUUUGCAUAUUAGAACGGCUCACAACUGUGAACUGGUUCUCACCAAUCAGUAAAAGAGUGGUUGAAAUAACUAACUCGUUCGUGAAUGUCACAUCUCUCACACUGAAGUUACAGCAGUUUGGUGCAGUAAGUUUCAUUUUUCCAGAUGUCUGCUUGCAUGAAGCCCAGACCUUCAUCAAACAGAUGAAACGUGAAGUCAUACUAAGAGAAGAAGCAUCGCUGCUUCAUAUUAAAAGAACAUUUACUGAAUAUUUCUUGAAUACCGUGAUAAAUUUAGACUUUUGUGAUGCAUUUAUUACAAAUGCUGAUGAUGUUUGAUGCUUAAAUUGUGGUUACUUAGGCGGUGUUUAUUGGUGUUUGUUUGUUAUUUCCAUGUAAACACGGACACAUUCUGCUUGAUUACAUUCAUAUGGUUUGAAGUGACUAAAAGAGCUGAAACUCAACUUUUAGGGAAGGGUUUUCUCUUAUUGCGUGCCUGGUAUCUUUCCACUCUACUCAUCAGUUCAUCAUACAGAGUUGCAUUUGCCUUGUUCGCCUGAGUGCCAAUUUAGAUUUCAAAAGUUAAUCUCUCAUAAGACUUUUCUAUUUAAGUCAUGCCAAGCCAGCAGCUUUGUACACGCUCGGUUGUAACUUUAGCACUUCCUCAUUUAUUCUCUGUUGGCUCGCUGCGGCUCCAUGCACAGCUGUGUGAUGUAAUUUAACAUAAACAGUGACAGUUACCAGGUCUUGGUUGUAAUUAAACGUAUGCACAUCUGAUAUGAGUGUGAACAGACAGGCUCUGUAUACUUCUGGUGUUAGUUUUAGCUGUCAACAGGCUCUACCGGUCUACAUCAGGAAGCUUCACACUCAAAAAGAAAAUGAAGGUCCAGAUGUGAAAAAAAACAACUCAACAUCUGAUUUACUUAUGCAGCACAACUAGUGUGACUGUGCACCUGUCGUCAUUGAGCAAACUUUGGAGCGCCCCUCUAUCGCUGUAAACUUGUCCCAUCAUGCCUCAGGUUGAGUCAAAUAGACCUUACUUUGUUUUUACCGUGUUUCUGAAGAAAACUUACUUUUCUUAAACAUGCCGGCAGUUGUGCUAGAGGCGAGGAAUGACAACUAUUCGAUGUGUAGAUGAGUUAUUUUACCCUCAGAGCUCGACUUGUUCGCACUCCAUGUGAGCGUAAACCUUUCUGCCUCUAAUGGACGUUUUAUUGACACUUGUGUUUUUCACCAGCCGGAGCUUAUAAAUGUCAGUCAUGUUAGCGUAGAAGGUGAAGUUUACUGAGGCGCUGCUUGCGUAAUCAGCGGCGGAGUAGGUUCAAAUCCUCGUUAGCAUAAUGCUGGAUCUGAGCCCAGCCCCACGGCCUCCAGGGCUUGACCUCAGUAGUUAUAUACUGUUUGCUUUGUGAUGCUGGAAAAACAGAGGAGGAGGCCUGACUGAGCAUCAAACAUGUUUUGUAUUGAAGUCAGGCGCUCAAACGGGUUCUUGGCUUUGACUCCAGAUCCAGGGGCUUAAACAAGAUCAUGUGUGUCAGGAGCGCUGCUUUAACCAGACACAUUUGCUGUUGAGCUCCAAAAUAUACUCACUCAUGUUCUGGCUUACAAAAUCUCCCUCCCGUGCCAGCAUUUCUUGGAAGUACCUUUUGGGGUACCACAUGCUGUCCUGAAACGGUUUUGGCUUGUUGUUCCCGCUUACUCCGAUCCGAUAAGCACAUUUGCAGAUGAGGAGUAGAAGUCCAAAAUAUUAUGACUUAAUAAAAUUAUUUUACCAAAGAAGAAAAACUAGUUUAUACUCUUAAUCCUGUUCCUUGUCAUAUAAAACUCAAUCUAAAACACAUUGGGGAGUGUGAUUGUGUAGUUGUUUUCCAGUCUCUAUAGUUACAGACCCAUCAUUGGCCUGUCCCAGUAAUAGCGGGUGUCUUUUUUUUUUUUUUUCUUAAGUCUUUCCUCAUUUUUUACUUAGUAGUGUCAGUCCAGCUCAUUGUUUCUCCAGUGAAGUCAGUAAGAAGAGAAACCUCAAGAGAAACCCACUGCUUAAAUGGAAGUGGAGUCAUCCAGAGACAUGAGGAUAAAAACCACAACAGUUUAACUGUCAGGCUGAGUAUUACACAGACGGAUGCUAACCUGUAACUCUCUGAAUGAUUCGGGAACAUUUUGUUAGUUUGAGUUAUCAUAAUAUCUUUGGCGUUGGGAGUUUUGGUCUGUCUUUUAAAACACUAUGAUUAAAUCAAACUGCAUUCUUGGAGCAGACAAUGGGCGUUUUUCACUUUUCAUAUUAGGUUUUGGCUGAGAUUUUCUCCCCUAAUGUAAUUUCAUCCACCAAACUUCAACUUUGGUCUGGUUCUCCUCAAACUCCCUGGUACAUCUGCCUCCGGACAAAAUUUAAAAUCUCUCGUGUGUUUCCAGCUGCGUUAACAACGUCUUCACAUAGGCACUCAUUUUUAAUGUUUCCCAUCUGGCUCAUCUUUGGUUUGUCUUUCCAUCUGUCAUUAACUGAAUCAUACAAACCAAAGUCCCCCAGAACUGAUGGUGAGGUCUUUAUUGGUCAUUUUGCCAUAUUUACUCGCAGUGAGCUCUCUCACAUACAGUAGACCAAGAAAUACGUGGAUUAGUUUAUAAAAACUAAUGACUGUUGUACAAAGUGCGAAUAAAAAGUAGAUUUAUAUGGAAGCUUCUGUGAGGAUUUGUUGGCUGAUUGUUAGGGCUGGGACGAUUUGCUUUUCUCCCGAUCCGAUUGUUCUACGAUUUUUUGGAUGCCGAUUCGAUUUAAAUUGCGAUUGUACGAUAUUGCCGAUUUUCUUGAUUUUUAGUCUGCAUUUUUACCGCUGGUGAAACAGUUGAAUGAUUAUGAUUGUCUGCUGACUAUUCCAGGAACCAUAUUUCCCCAAAAAAUAAACAUCACAUGUAAGUCAGUUUUUAAGAUUUAGUCCUAAAUUCGAAAAAAAAUAGAUUUUUGAACAUAAAAAUCGAUUUAAAAUUAUAAAACAAAAAAUUGCGAUACUUAUGUGAAUGGAUUUUUUUUUCUCCCACCCCUACUGAUUAUGAAACAGACUGAAAUAGAUAUUGGUUUCUUUUAUUAACCUCAGAAGAGCUAAUAAGACCACCAACAAUACGAGUGACUAUUUCUAUAAUGUCUAAUGUUGCUGACUGAGGGAAGGUGUUCUUUUUUUAAGUCAAGAAGCAACCAUUGCACAUGUCCAGGACAAAAUCAAUCCUUUCAUUUUAAGGAAACAUAAGGAUCACUUUCUCUGAUUUUCUGUGCUUGUGUGUUGUUUUCUUUAAACCCGACGACAAACUAGGAACGUCUGAAAUCACAUUGAAAAACUAGAAUCAAAAAUGUCUGCAGGCUUAUUUUGGGUAGUGGCUGAAAGAGGCCGUCUGUCGCACUGGUACGGGAUGGAGGAGCUUGUUUUUGACUGUGCUGUCUGAAGCCACUGGUGAAGAAAUCAGGGUGUAGCCCAGAGAGUCCAUCAGGGUCUGAACUUUAUAGAGUGAGAGAUUCCUUUGGGCACAGGCCUAAUGAAAACUCAAGUUAGAGAGGAAAACUAUAGGAGGCCCCGUGUGACGCCUAUCCUAAAUUAAACACACAUUUAGUGACGGGGUGAAGUCGAGGUUGAUGUUUUUUUAUUACUUCAUAGCGUUUGGUUAUGUAACUAAUGUUGGGGUAGGGGGGGUGGGGGGUCAUGUAACAUGGUCUAUAAGGGAGAAAAAGAAUUUAAUUAGUGAGUACUGACAGAAGAAGUGAGACCUUGUUUUUUUCAUGGAUCCCUUAAGGUGACGGGUGUGUUUUCGUCUGUGAAAUCUGAUGGACAAAGUGUAUAUCUUAGUCGACACACUUAUCUUUUGUUCAUUGUGGACAUGUUUGCAUGUAGCUCAUGUACGAUGCUGUCAUAUCUGACAGAUCAAAGGAGAUGCAGUAAGACGGGGGAUGUGAGUGACAGUGUUUCAUAGCAGCAGAGGUAUGGGGAACAUUCCUUCCCCAGUCCAACCCGUUGAUAACGAUCUGCUGAGAGCUUCCGUCGGCCUCACACACAUAAAGUGGAGAGUGUUGAGCAAAGGAACAUUGUGUCCUCAAGGGGAGCCUAUGGCCAACCUGGUGUCUGCCUCCAGGUAUCUACCCACCACUCAGGUAGACAUUGGUCCAGUAAAAAGUCAAGGUGGCGCUCUCCUAUCUCCUUUUUAGACGGUGAUAACCUUCAUAUUCGCUCCUAGACCAGCACAGAUAUUUCAGGCCAGUAAGUUAGUCCAGAAAAGAAAAAAAAAAUCGAAAUGAUUGUUUUUAGGUUUGAUAUUUCUAUGUAAUGAAUAUAUUUUGAUUUUAGUUUACAGUUUUAUAAAAGAUGCACAGGGUCAGACAUUUAUCUUUUAAAAGCUUAUCAGUGGCCUCUGGUGGACAAACUUUUUAAUGGUGCCACUGCUUCUAAUGAUGUGUGUCUAAGACAUGGUACAGCUGGACUCUACUGUUCUAUAGUAACUCAUGGAUACAUAAAUAGGAUAUAACCACCCCUCACUGUACAGGACUUUAAGAGGGAACUUUUUUUGUAAUUGAGUCAAAAAGUUAAGUUAGCAAUCCAACAUUAAAUGAUUGGUUUUUGUUCUUCAGUCCCUGUUUCCUUUAGUCUUAGUGCAAACUAGGGCUGGGCGAUAUAGGAAAAAGUUUAUCACGAUAUAUUUUCUUCAUGUGAGUCGAUGUCAAUAUAUUUCGCAAUAUAAAAAAUGAAAUUUAACAGUGCUUGUUGGUAGCAUGUCUUUCGCAAUACAAUAAGCUACUGCAUCUGUGAGGUCUUUGUGUCGCUUCGACGUUUUGUCGUGUGGCGUUGCACUGUUAAAGUGCUAUGGUUGCAUGUAGCUGCAGCCUGCUACUACGCAGUUGUUUGCUACUUGGUGAUAAUUCAGCACAUGAUUGGUUCAGCGUGAAGCAAACCCAGAAAAAACUCCCCUUUUCAUUGGCUAUUCGUUAGGGGUGGGAGAAAAAAUCGAUUCACAUAAGUAUUGUGAUUUUUUUUGUUUUACAAUUUUUAAAUCGAUUUUUAUGUCCAAAAAUAGAUUUUUUUUUUUUUAAAUUUAAGAAUAAAUCUUAAAAACUGACUUACAUGUUAUGUUUAUUUUUUGGGGAAAUAUGGUUCCUGAAAUAGUCAGUAGACAGCCAUAAUCAUUUAACUGUUUCACUGGUGUUGAAAAUUCAGACUAAAUAUCAAGUAAAUCGACAAUAUCCUACAAUCCCAAUUUAAAUCAAAUUGACAUCCAAAAAAAACGUAGAAGAAUUGAAUCGGGAGAAAAGCAUAUUGUCCCAGCCCUACUAUUUGUAUAGUCUACCGAGAAAUGGCAGAAUGCCGACUAUUGUAAAGCAUAUUGGCUAUGUUUUAUAUUGAUAUUGACGGAAAUUAAUUUUCGAUAUAAAUCAUUAUCAUGUUAUCGCCCAGCCCUGGUGCAAACUAUAAAAGGACUAAACAUAGACUCUCGUUUGAGGCACUUUUAUUUAUAGAGUUGACAUUUGUCUGAAGCUUUGUGCUUUUUUGCAUAAAGAAAUGAGGCUUCAACUCAUCCAAUAACUUCUUUUUGUAUCGCUGCAGUUUCUUUUUCAUAGAUACUGUGAAUUUAUUAAACAUCUGUUUACCAUCUAGUUCUGAGUGGAUCAGUACUCAGUGAGCGUAUGGGACGUGGACCCCCAUACACGUCCCUGUCUGCUCACAGUACAGUUCUUAGUGUUACCUCAGGUUAGACCGCGGAGCGGGCGGCACACAACUGUCUCUCCGCCUCCUCCUGUCAGUUCCUCUGACUUCCUCCGCCCGCCCUCCGGUUCAUGUUUCAUUAUUCCAAAUGUGGUCACAGUAACCGGACUGAACCACCCGCGGUCCGCACCGGUGGCCUCUUUUCCCACCGAUGUAGCUCCAGCAGCGGUCAGCGCCAUGCCGUGCACGUUUUCCUACAAACCGCCGUGCUGCCCCGGGGGCCCGACCCGGCGCGAUGCGACCUGCGAGCCGCUGCUGUUCUGCUGCCGGAGCCGCCGCAGGUAACGGGAGGCGGCAGCUGCCUGCCCCGCAGAGGACCGCGUGUCCAACGGGAGCGUUAAAAUAACGCGAAUGAAUUAAUAUUGAGCUGAGUGAUUCGAGAGAAAUGAUGUGAUUACAAUGCAAGAGUGUUUUACCCUCACGCUUAAAGUGACCUUGAUACUUUAGUUUUGGGUUUGCCUGCUAUCUUUUGAUGAUUGUCUCAGUGUUUCUGAAUGCAAACUUGAAUUCUGAACAGUGGUGUUGAUUGUUGCACAUUUGUUCUGAUGAACUUGUGAUGUAUGUCUAAAAGUAUGCCCUGAUUACUCAGCAGCACUCAUAACUCCUGUUGCUGUGGCUGCCAAGCACAGCUGCAACAUAACUCAUCUGUGUUGGAUAUAAAGGGGUCUGAAAUUAGGUCAAGCUAUACCAUGGUAUGUGUCAGAAGAUGAUGAAGGUUGAAAUCCUCAGCUUUUCUUUUACCCACUCUUAGUGCUGUUGUGGUCUGAACAUUUCAUUGAUGCACUUAAUGCUGCACAUUCUUGCACUAACGCUGUCCUGCUGUGUUUUCUGCACUUUUCCCUCUUUCUCCUGCUCACUCACUGACCUGACCUAGAUAGGUGUUAUAGUAGUGUUCAUGGUAUGACCAGGAGUGACGACAUGUUAUUCUAUACGAUCUCUCCCUGAUUCACCCGCUGAACUGAGAGCAGCUGGUUUAAUUAUUUGAGCACAACUGUGCUGUCUGGUUUUUCUCUGCUUUUGUGCUGUUUAACUGACUGUGUUUCCAAUAAAGACUCUCAUCACUGUGGAAAACAUUGUUGUCUGUCCAGUGUUCCUUUGUCUUCUGUAUUUUAAAGGGGGAGGAAAGAAAGUGGGCUAAGAUAAAUGACUCCUCUUGUGAGGUUUGGAUCCUGAAAUCCAGAGGACGAAUUCUAACAUCUGUGUUUUCUGUUUCACAGAGCCUCGGGAACUAAUGUUGCUGCCAUUGAUAAUAAAAUCGAACAGGCAAUGGUGAGUGAUAUUCCACACACUAUGGUUGAAUGUUUGAUGCUUUAAGUAUGAAGGAUGUAUCUAGUUGCAUGGAAAGAUAAUGACUUCAGGGACCAGAUGUUAUAUCCAUUAACCUAUUUGUGUUAUACAUAAUUCAAGUCAAGGGGGUUGACUUUCUUCCUUACUCUUAUUUAGUUACUUUUUAAAAUACAGUCAUUACACUGUGCUUAUUUUCUAGUCUUUCAACAUACAGUGUCUUUAUUUUUGCUUACAGUCAUAUCCACACAGCUAAAAUAACUGAAUAAAUGAAGCUCUAGCACUGAUCUUUACUCCAUUAUCCUUCAUUGAACAUGAAUCAUAUUAGAGAUCGGUCACUCUGAUGCUUUUAGUCAGAUUAGAUUCUGUCGCCCCAGAGCAGCGUUUAAUGUCAUCUGUCUUUGUCCUGCAGGACCUGGUGAAAAGCCAUCUGAUGUAUGCAGUGCGCGAGGAGGUGGAGGUGUUAAAGGAGCAGAUCAAGGAGCUGUACGAGAGGAACUCUGUGCUGGAGCGGGAGAACGCCGUGUUGAAAUCUCUGGCCAACAGUGAGCAGCUGUCUCAGCUGUCCACCCAGCCGGCUCCCAGCUCCAGCACCACGCCUCCCCAGCAAGGACUCAGCCACCCUCCACCACAGGCCCAGCCUCCGCUUCAAACCCAGCCCCCGUCUCAGCCUCAGCCUCAGCCUCAGUCUCAGCAGUCCCACCCCCAGCUCCAGCACCACCCCAAACCCCAGCAGCUCCAGACUCAGCCCCAGCUCGAUCCCAGCCAACAGCAACAACUGCAACCCAAUGUCACCUCCGCUUGAAGUGCAUCUGCCCUGCUUCUCCGAGGGCAUAAAAAAGAAGAGCAUCUUCUCUGCAACCUAUUACAAAUUAGUGUAUGUGAAAAUAAAAAGAAGAAAAAAAAAAACUGUCUUCUUAGCCACCAGCUUGACCACAAAGUACAGCUUGUAUGUAUGUGUGCGUGUGUGUGUGUGAGGGAGAGUGUGUGUGUGUAGGAUAGGAAAGCUGGUAUGACUGUAAAAAUGUAAGUGUGUAUGCAUCUGUACUGUGGGCCUUUCCAGUGUUAAUGCAAUCAUCAGAGAGCGAGUGAGAAAGACUUGGAGGUGGGAAUCUGGAGACUGAAGUGUGUCAGAGGAGGGUCAGAGGGUUUUUCAUCUUGGCUGUUAUCCCAGAACGGCUGACUGCUGGGUCCAAGCGUGUGGAUGGGAUGUCUCAUCUUGGACCCAGGCCAGGAUGCUGACCUUAGACCCGCUCAUACUGAGGUUGUGGAAAGGGAGUGGUUUGCCUGACAUAAGGGACAAAUGGGAGUGAUUGUCAAAACAGAGAGUGAUUAUUUUUUUAAUGUGAGAUAAAUGAGGGGGUGAAGGGGUAUUUUUAGCCUUGCUGUUUAUGUUGUAUAGAAAGACAUGGGAGAGAGAGUGAGUCUGCCCCCCCCCCCUUUUUUUCUUUUUUUGCCGUUACUUUUUACAUCAAGUCCAACCCCUGCAUCAGUCUUUUUGAGUUCUACUGUUAAGUGUUUUAUUUAUUAUGGGGCUGCUAUUUUCACACAUGAACAAUUUCAUGACACCUGUUUAACAGAAGCCCAGUGACUCGUUUCCUGAUUUCUUUUACAGUAUUUCAACAUUUUGGCUAUACUUCUUCUCAGAGGCAACACUUUGGACUUAAUUAGUAAAAAGUAGGCAAAUAUAAAGUAAAUUCUGACAAAUGUUUAACACUAACUCAAAUUCUGCUCUCAAAUUGCUAAUGCGUAGUUAAAGUUCCAGUUAUGAAUGUACAUUUUUGUAUAAGUAUUAAGAGCCUUGAUGGUUGAAUCCAUCUGUUGACAUCAAAUCAAAAUGUGUGCCUGCAGAUGGCAUCUGGUGAAGAAUCAACUUGAUGAUUGAAAAGUGAAUUAGUGUUGCCAUACCCCCCUCCUUCUUAUCUUUUUUUUUCUUCCAUUGUUUUCCCAAUGGGGUCAGGAGGGGAAAGCUGUGAAAUUGUUCAACCUACUUUGUAACCAAAGAUGCAAAGCUGUGUAAAUUGAUUUUUAAAUGCACACUCAUGUAUUUUUUUUUCUUUUUUUUUUUCGUUUUGUUACUUCCUCCUUCACAAAAUAUUUUGUUGCUGUUCAGCAUGUUUUGCAUGAUCUGUAAUCUUCAAACCACUUUCUUACCUCAUUUUUAUUCAGCACUCUUAUGUAAGAUAGUCUGUGAACAGUGUAAAUGGGUGAGGGGGGGACAAUGCAGAGCAAAGUGGGCAGAGAGAAAAAUAACCUAGUGUUACUGACACUAGUCACAGAAAAAUGAAGUGAGCCAUGUUUUGUUCAUUUAAAUGGUGUUUGAAUUUCAUAUGCCAAUAGUUUUGUUACAUUGCAAAUUUUAAUGUAUUUAAAUAAAAGCAAUAUUCAGAUUCCAAA